AUGAGUGGCAGUGAGAUUCCUCAAUACAGUUCAUCAGAGGAUAGUUCGGAUGUUGUUCUUGAUCAGCCUGUCCCAAAGAAAAGAAGAAAGAAGGUUGAUAAGCAGUGGAAAAGAGAACAGGUAUUCAGUAACAAAGCUUUGGAUGAAAAAUCAGUAAAAGAAGAAGGUAUUUGGAGCUUUUAUCAUAAAAAUGUCGAUACAGAGGGCAACUUUCCUAAUUCUGCUGUGGAUCCUGAUUCUAAGGUAAUUGCAGACCAGAAAUCUGGAAUACUUCCUAGCGAUAUAGAACUAGACAAUUCAUCAAGGGAUCUUCUGUUGAGGUUGCUAGAACUCAAUCCUACUCGAAGACUUAGGUCUUUUCGAACUUUGGAAACUAUUGCCUUCUAUAAAGGCUUUAACUUUAGGAACAUUAAAGAUAAGAAGACGAAACCUAAUGAUUUAUUAAAAUUAUGUUUUUCCCCUCAUGGAUCGAAGAAUUCUAAAGAUCAUAAAGAAGCCUUUGAAGAUUUUGAGAAAGUCUGACGACAACAAUUAACAAAACAGGCUAAUUUAGAAAACACAAUAUAUGGAAUAAAUUCAUAUACUCAAUUUAAAAUUUUGAAA
Messenger RNA from Anoplophora glabripennis (Asian longhorned beetle), 603 nucleotides. RefSeq lists its product as uncharacterized. The coding region runs from base 1 to 522 and encodes 173 amino acids. The transcript is spliced from 3 exons. The record is from RefSeq and is a predicted model, not a curated record. NCBI's taxonomy places the organism in Eukaryota, Metazoa, Arthropoda, Insecta, Coleoptera, Cerambycidae.